UUAUUAGUUGUACAAAUUAAAUUUGCUCUUUCAAAUAUGAUUUUGAAAGAAGUAUGAUUUUGUCGUAUUUAGCAAACUUCUUUUUGUUGUUGACCUCAUUUUUAAAAGUUAAUUGUAACUACGUCUCUCCUCUAGUUAAUACAGUUGCUCAAAACAAAAGUUUAGCAAUCACGCAAACGCCAUAUUAUGAAGAAAAUACUCAGGGUUAUGCUCAGCAGCAAACAAACUAUAAUGGCGGAUUAAUUUCUUAUGAAGGAAAUUGGGUCCCAUCAAAUCAAAUUACUUUUCCUAAUGCUAUUCAAGCAUUAGCUCCGCCAAAUAAUUAUUUGUAUUUUCCAGCAUUUUCUGCAAACUUAAACAUUCACAAUCGUGUAAACCGUUUUUCAGCUGAUAAUUACCAACUUACCAAAAACCCAAAAUGGUAUCCCCCUAAACCUUAUUAUUUUAAUGACAAACUAUGUCAGGAGCGUAAACAUCGUAUGGACUGGCUAAGCAUGCUUGAACCAUGCAAAUCUAAAAUGGAUUUUGGUAUGCAUAUAUAUUCGUAUUUAAAAACUGAAGUUAAUUAUAGUUAUAUUAGUGAUUUACAUCUGCGAAAUACUGGAGAUUAUAGUAGUUUUCGAAUAAAAACUUACGAUACAACUCGCAAACCAAAAACUAUUGGUGGUGAUACUUGGAGAGUUUUUAUUAGAGGUCCAGUUUACAUUGAACCAUAUGUAUACGAUCUAAAUAAUGGGGAAUACGAAGUACUUUUUUUUACAUUAGAUGCCGGAAUGUAUCAAAUAGAGGUUAUUUUAGAAGGCAGUUUAUGUUCGUCAUAUGUAAAUCCACCAUACGAUUGGUUUAAAAAAGGUGAUUUCAACGGACAUUUUCAAAACGAAUACAUGUUUAAAGAAUAUAAACAUUUUCCAUUUCUUUUAACUUACAGAACUUGGAAUGCGUUGUCAAAUUUUAGUGUAUACGUGCAUGAAGGGUCAAAGUCGAGAAUCACAAAGAACUUAAUCAAAAUGCAAAACUGGCAAUUAUUAUGUAAUGUAAAAUGUAACUUUUUAACUGAUGGGUUUGGUAGAUGGAAAAAUAAAACGUGGCUUCCUUACGUCCAAAGUAAGACACACACUAGUAUCCAAUCUUCAAAUAAACUGGGAACCUAUGUAAAUAGGUUAUCAACUCGGCAUAAACUGAGACGAAAACAAGGACUGUUAUGGAUUUACGGUGAUUGCUAUGCUUACAACUUUUACCAAAGCGUUUGGAAUACAUCUUUGUGUACGCAGCAAUUUAAAGAGUGUAAUAGAACAUAUAAUUGGAUUUAUCCUCGAUGGAACCCUGAUAAUAAAAAAGACAAAUCAAUACACUUGAAACACGAUUAUUUUAUUAACUUACCUUGGUUAGUGAAAUACUUUGCAAAGUUACUUAAUAAAGAUAAACUAAAAAGGAGUGACAGCGGGAUGCUUUUAAAUGUAGGUUUGCAUUAUAUUCGUUCAACGUCUUUUGACAUUUACAAACAGCUUAUAGAUGGUUACAUUAAAGCAAUUAAAAGUCACCCGACUGACGUUGUAUGGCGGACGACAACUGCAAUUUACAGAGCGGAAAAAUAUACUCACAAAAGAUUUCAAACCAAUCAGCGUGCACUACUUUUCAAUGCUUACUCAAUGUCAGCUAUGUGCCGUGCAGGAAUAGCCGUAGUUGACGUGUUUCCAUUGACAUCAGCAAUAGAAGUAAAACCUACUGAUGGAAUUCAUUAUGACGUUACAGUCUUUACUUCGUUGACAAAAAUUCUGCAAGAAUAUUAUAAAUAUAUAUAGAAAAAAAUAUUGACUAAAUAUGCAAGCUGAUUAUUACGAAAAACAGCCUCU
Molecule: messenger RNA, 1853 nt
Organism: Hydra vulgaris (swiftwater hydra)
Lineage: Eukaryota; Metazoa; Cnidaria; Hydrozoa; Anthoathecata; Hydridae
Source: RefSeq, a predicted model, not a curated record